GACUUAUCCAUUUACGUUGGAUCCCUUUCAAGAAAAAGCCAUUGCAUGUAUUGAAAGAUUGGAAUCGGUAUUGGUUAGUGCUCAUACUUCCGCCGGUAAGACUGUUGUCGCAGAAUAUGCUAUUGCUCAAAGUUUAAAAAACAAGCAAAGA
Messenger RNA from Racocetra fulgida, 151 nucleotides. Lineage: Eukaryota; Fungi; Glomeromycota; Glomeromycetes; Diversisporales; Gigasporaceae. The record is from the annotation of a GenBank genome assembly.